Molecule: messenger RNA, 536 nt
Organism: Cucurbita pepo subsp. pepo (vegetable marrow)
Lineage: Eukaryota; Viridiplantae; Streptophyta; Magnoliopsida; Cucurbitales; Cucurbitaceae
Source: RefSeq, a predicted model, not a curated record
UCGCUCGCCUCAGGGUUCCGUUCUUGUCGCUUCGGAACACAAAGCUUUACAGACCAAAAAUGGCUUCCAUCUCUGCCGUAUUAUCGCCAACGAAUCUCAUCCACAGUUCCAUAAAACCCGCCGAAAUCCUUCUCACAUCAGUCUCAUUUCACCGCCGUCGUACCCAUACCUUCCUCCGCCUAUCUCCCGGUCGCCCCACGAGACUCUUCGCGGCGCUUACUGCUCAGGAUUCCAGUUCAGUGGCGGAAAGGAAAUUGUACGUCGGGAAUAUACCUAGAAAUGUGGAUAAUGAGGAGCUCAAGCGGAUUGUUGAAGAACAUGGGGCUGUGGAGAAGGCUGAGGUCAUGUAUGACAAAUACUCUGGAAGAAGCCGCAGGUUUGCCUUUGUUACCAUGAAAACGGUUGACGACGCAAAUGCAGCAAUUGAGAAACUGAAUGAAGGGCUUGGGUUUAAGCCCCAAUUCGAAGCUCUUGAUAAUUUGGGCUUGGGCCCAAGUCCUAAUUCGAAUCUCUUGAUAGUUUGGGCUUGGGUUUAA